Sphaerodactylus townsendi is the source of this 2857-nucleotide messenger RNA. RefSeq names its product deoxyguanosine kinase (gene DGUOK). The record is from RefSeq and is a predicted model, not a curated record. The coding region runs from base 62 to 847 and encodes 261 amino acids. Gene Ontology annotation, cellular component: mitochondrion; cytoplasm. The transcript is spliced from 7 exons. Gene Ontology annotation, molecular function: ATP binding; deoxyguanosine kinase activity. Lineage: Eukaryota; Metazoa; Chordata; Lepidosauria; Squamata; Sphaerodactylidae. Gene Ontology annotation, biological process: nucleobase-containing compound metabolic process.
GGUGCUCGGGCGCUUGUUGCUGGCGGGUGAGUUCCUCGGCCGGCUUGUUUGGGACUCUGACAUGGUUGGGGCGCGGGGAUUUUGCAUGGAGGUUGGCAAGAGGCUCUCCAUCGAGGGCAAUAUCGCUGUAGGGAAGUCCACAUUUGUAAGGCUGCUCAAAAAGGCAUUCCCAGGAUGGCACAUGACUUCAGAACCGGUUUCCAAAUGGCAGAAUGUUCAAGCUGCUCAAUGCACUCAGGCCUUGUCUUCUCAGAGUUUUGGGAACUUGCUUCAGAUGCUCUAUCAGGAGCCUUCUCGAUGGUCCUACACAUUCCAGACGUACUCAUGUCUGAGCCGGCUCAAAGCACAGCUGCAGCCUCUGCCAGUGAAUACCCAAGAAUUUGUGCAGAUUUUUGAGAGAUCUGUGUACAGUGACAGGUAUGUCUUUGCAAAGAAUCUGUUUGAGAUUGGUCAUUUGGCAGAGAUUGAAUGGAUAAUUUACCAAGAUUGGCACACCUUUCUCCUUCAAGAAUUUGGGGACAGAGUUGCGCUCCAUGGCUUCCUUUAUCUCCGGGCACCUCCUGAGGUAUGCCUAGAGAGGCUGCGCCGAAGAGCAAGGCCUGAAGAGAAAGAGAUCCAGCUGUGCUAUCUAGAGCAGCUUCACUCUCAGCAUGAAAACUGGCUCCAGACAAGAAACACAGAGAUUCAUUUUGAAAACCUAAGAAAUGCUCCAGUCUUGGUUCUUGAUGUUGCCAAGGAUUUUGAGAAUGACACAAAGGAGCAGAGAAGACUUGUGAGUCAGGUGGGCACUUUUAUAAAGAGCCUCUCCUCUAAAACUUUGCCUUCUGCUUCUGCUGCCACUUCCUAGCUCAGGAUCUUGUUCCACAAGCAGAUGACCCUGAACUGCAGCCCAUCAAGAGACCAAGUGAAAACCUUUCUCAAUACUAGAAGGUAAAAACCAGCAACCAAUAGGUUAAUGAUAUUCCCAGGAUGUUUGGAGUUAAGACUACUGAAAAACCCUCCCGUACCACCAAGGGUUUGAAGUUGUUCACGGGACCAGUUCCAUCAGAACAUAUGGAGAUGCAAAUGGUGACAGGCAAGGAGAGGCUGGUUGCAUUUCUGCAUGGCCUGGCCCAGGUCCAAGAUGGUACCCAGUCCUCUAUUCUGGCUUUUAAGGGACUUUAAAGUGUGCUUUCACUUGGUAUGGGCCUGGCUUGGUACAGUCCAAAGUGAGAGCUUGCCUGCCUUUUUUACAGAUUCCACCUUCCCCCAGAACUGACUUGUAGCAUCAGCAGUGGUGAUUCCCUUGCUGCAGUCUAGGACCUGUGUGCCCCCCAUCAGCUCCUGCUUUUGUGUUUUUUUAAAAAGAGGAGCUUUCUAUGUGCCCUUGUUUCUUGCUGCCCAUUGUGACUUGAUUGGUGGCUUAUGGAUUUCAUCCAUUAACUUCACUUUAAGUAUUUUUUUCACCUUCUGUGCUUCUGAUCUCUUGUGUUUCCAAUCUCUUGUGCUUUCCUAGAAAUUAUCCUGAAAAGUGGUCCAAUCAAACAAUUCCUGGCUUCUGUGAAUUUGUUGUUUUGUGUACUGAAAACCCUCAAACUGGGCUUGAGGUUAAAAGUAGAUUGAAGCCAAAACAUUUCAGAACACAAUACACAGAAUGUUGCAGAGUCAGCGUAUUGUUGCUUUGCACUUGUGUAAAAGGCUUGUACAAGGCCUAAAUCCAACAUACCAGACUAGAUCAUGUGGCACUUUUGCACAUCUUAGAUGAUACAUGUCACAUGUAUUUGCCAGAACCAUGUGAGUUAUCAACUGUAUCCCAGAAUGUAAUCUAUAGUAUUUGGAGUUCAAGGUUUCUGAUUUCUGCUUGUUUCUUUGCCUGUCUGAUCAAUAAAUUUGUUGCUACAUUUGCACUUAAAGGGCUUGUAUGGCCCCAUCUAGGAAUUUACUGACAGUUUGAAAGGUUAAAUAAAGCAAGAUUACUGGACCCUACAUUUUGGAGAAGUGAUGAAUAGCUGAGCAGAUGCACAAUGAGAAUAACUGCUGGAGAUCUGAUUGAGCUCAUAACUAUGCUUCCCUGAGCAGAGUUGCACCUCUCUAAUCCUGCUGAUUUCAACCAGCUUAGAAGGGUGUAACUAUGCAUAAAAUGGCACUAUAAGCUAUAUACUCUUCUAAGAUCAGUUGUAUUUGGUGACAUUAGUACCUACAGCUAUAGCAGAAAGAAUAGUCCAAAAGUGCCACUUUUGAGUGUUCUACAUAUAACUGUUCUUCAGUUCCUGUAACUGCUAUGUAGUGAAGUCAAAUGCCUGGUUACUUUUAAUGAUAUGAUCAGGGCUUUCUCCUAUAGUUACACCUUUGCAAUACAAUUUGUCCUAACUGUAUGAGUAAAAGGUAUACUGCCCAGAAUGGGCAAAAACAGCCAUCUUCAUGUAAUGUGUAAAUCCAUCCUAAAAUUAAUGUGUGCAUUCCAAUUUAAACUUGACCCUCCAGGUUGAAAGAAAGGCUUAAUUUUAUAGAUAGUUUCAAACGCUAUAUUGUAAGGUACAAACUCACUUUUUAGGGUUGGUGCACAGUAAAACCCCUUGUAGAUGCUGUGUUUCUUCUAAAUUAACAAAAUAUGUUUAAAUUAAUAAAAUUAAUAACUGAAAAGAUUUGUGUAUAUAAUUAUUGAUGUGCAAGGUAGGGACAGGGUUAGGAAGUACAAUUCCUCAUGGAAACCAAGUUUGUGCUGUGUAACAGAGGCGGGGUUUGCUGCUGAUAGAAGUUCCCCCUGUACAUUUAAGGCUCAAGUGGUUAUUUCUUAGGAGUUCUAGCUAACUCACUGGAUCUAGACACUAUUGUAACAUGAUUUAUUUCAAAUAAAGAAAACUGUUGUAAUAAUAAA